Blastomyces gilchristii SLH14081 is the source of this 2510-nucleotide messenger RNA. RefSeq names its product DNA-directed RNA polymerase III subunit RPC8. The record is from RefSeq and is a predicted model, not a curated record. The coding region runs from base 251 to 838 and encodes 195 amino acids. The transcript is spliced from 7 exons. Gene Ontology annotation, biological process: DNA-templated transcription; transcription initiation at RNA polymerase III promoter. NCBI's taxonomy places the organism in Eukaryota, Fungi, Ascomycota, Eurotiomycetes, Onygenales, Ajellomycetaceae. Gene Ontology annotation, cellular component: RNA polymerase III complex.
GGACACGAGGGGUCUUCUUGUAUACUUCUUUUUCUUUCAAUAUUUCUCGUCUAUCUCUUUGGAAUAGAACAUGGAUCUAUGAUCUGUUCUGCCGUUUAAUUGUCGUUGUUCAUCCUUGUGUUUUCACUGCUGAAGCAUCUUUUUUCUCCCGUUUGUAGCACGAGGCGUCGUGGAAGAUGCUGCGGAUUGAGUCGUUACAUUUCUCACUUUUCAUUAUCCGGUGACAUUCCAGUCUAAAAUAAAUAGCAUCAUGUUUAUUCUCACAACCAUCUCCGACCUAGUCCAAAUUUCCCCUGAGGACUUUUCAAAACUUAGCGCGGUUGCAAUCGAGGAUAAUAUUAAUGAGAAAUAUGCUAAUAAGGUCAUCCAAAAUGUUGGCCUAUGCAUCAGUUUUUACGACUUGCUCGAGUCCUCUGAUGGCCUGAUUGGACAUGGCACUGGCCUUGUCAAUGUCAAUGUUAAAUUUCGAUUAAUUGUCUUCCGACCCUUCAAGGGCGAGAUUAUCCUGGGGAAAAUCACCAGUGGAACAGAGAACGGCAUUAAAAUCAGCCUUGAAUUCUUCAAUGAUAUCUUUAUACCCCCCAGCCUUUUACUGGACGGUGCUAGAUUCGACUUCGCCGACCAAGUCUGGAUCUGGGAUAACGGCGAAGGCGCAAUUUUCUACUUUGACAUUGGCGAGACGGUGCGCUUUCGAGUUGAGGCGGAGGAGUGGCAUGACCAGAUCCCAGACGCGCCUGAUGAUCAGGAAGGUGGGGCGGUUAUGGAGAGGAAGCCGCCGUAUUCUAUUAUUGGGUCUAUGCAGAUUGCGGGCCUGGGACUCGUUGCCUGGUGGUCAUAAGGAUUGCAGGUUCUAUAUGACUUGAUGGGACUGCAUAAGGGAUGAAACGGAUAUAAAAAUGAUUGCGAAUCCCCUGCACGGGAUUGUUCGAUUGAGCGUUUUUCGUUUUUUAUGUGAUGUUAUUGAGUCCUUGUUCGCUAGAAUAUUCCUUUAGCUAUAUGCUCUACUAAAACUUUCCCUCUAGAUAAUUUUAGGUCCAGUUUUAUGCGAGAUAUAGAACAUCUAAUAUACGACCCUAUUUUAGUAGGACGAUUAUCUCUAUACGUUUUCACAAAUUUUCCCGCGCCCACUCCUCCGCCGUCAUCGCAUGAAUCCCCUUCCGGAAAUUCCACGUCUCCUCCAAAUCCCACGCAACACCCUUCCCCGCCCCAAAAACAGCAUAGUACUUCAACAACGCAUUAUCGGGCUCCCUCUCCAACCUCUCCAGAACCUGCGGAACCGUCAAAACCGAUCUCUCAACUUCCCUCCCCGUAACCUUCACCACCAAAUCGGCCACCUGCGCAUAACUUAGCGUAUCCCCACCGACAAACACAGGCCCAUUAGCGCCCAGCAACCCGUCAUCGCCCAACACGAUCUCAGCUGUUAAUCUACCAAUAUCCGCCGGCGCGGUGACAGUCACCCGAUUCUCCCACCCGCCCAGCGCCCGCACCCUCGCACUCUCCCCCCUUGGUGCCGGCAGAUCCACAACGCCAAACCCCGCCGCGAACAAGAAACUCGUAAACAUCCCCGUGGACACCACGGUCCACCGCGUCGUCUCCUGCGCGCGCAGCAGCCCGCGCACAUCUAGCUGCUCGUCGAAGAGGUCGUGCGCGGAGCCGCGGCCGAUGGCGUCGUAGUCCACGCCGAACUGCCAGGGGAUGUAGAAGGGGACGCCGGCGGCGAGGACGGCGCGGGUUAUUUUCAGCUGGGCGCCGGGGCCCGCGACGAAGCCGGCGCAGCUGAUUAUGAGGUCGUAGGGGCGGAAGAGGGCGGUGAGGGUUUCGGGGGAGUCGGCGGCAAUGUCGCCUGGGACUAGGGAUAUUGGGGGGUUGUUGGGUGCUGUGAGGGAUUGGAGGAGGGCGGCGAGGGGGGGUUGUUUUGGGGAUGCGAUGCUGCUUGGGCGGAGGAGGAGGGAGAGGGAGGGUUUGUUAUUGGUGCGGGUGGGGUGGUGGAUGAGGGAGUGCAGGACGGCGGUGCCCAGUUCGCCAGCGCCGAUUAGGAGGAUGUUGGUGGGUGGCAUGGCGAGGAGGAGUGGAUGGAGGGUUUGAGAGAUAUCUUAAUUAUGCCUGGAUCUUAUUGUAUGACGGCUUAAAACCCUUCAUCUAUCCCUCUGAUCACGGCAUUGUCUGUAUAUAUAUAUAUAUAUAUAUAUAACAGGAUUGACUAACUCCGCCAAAGUCCACCACAUUGACGGAGUUAGGGAGCGUGUAAUUCCGUGGCCAGGAGUCUGCACUACAUACCGAGCUCAUACGGCGGUCAGCACUGUUAAUCCAACCAGCAACUACUCAGUAACUACAUAUUAUCAUCUUGUAACUACAUGCGAGAUUGCACAGAUAUCAAUAUCAAGCCCUGUUCUCGUCAGCUGGGACUACCAAGUCUUCUACAACAUCAGAAUGACUCCUUUCAAUGAAUGAAAUGCCUUUUAAUGCCAACAACAACAAACCUGAUGAUAAAUAACUAUGACAUCAUUGUC